Planococcus citri (citrus mealybug) is the source of this 1773-nucleotide messenger RNA. RefSeq names its product tubulin alpha-8 chain-like. Gene Ontology annotation, cellular component: microtubule; cytoplasm. NCBI's taxonomy places the organism in Eukaryota, Metazoa, Arthropoda, Insecta, Hemiptera, Pseudococcidae. Bases 271 to 1548 code for a protein of 425 amino acids. The record is from RefSeq and is a predicted model, not a curated record. The transcript is spliced from 5 exons. Gene Ontology annotation, molecular function: structural constituent of cytoskeleton; GTP binding. Gene Ontology annotation, biological process: microtubule cytoskeleton organization; mitotic cell cycle.
GCAAUAUCGAUUCAUAUUGGCCAAGCUGGUGUACAAAUCGGUAAUUCAAUUUGGGAACUGUAUUGCCUUGAACACGGAAUCUUACCUGAUGGAAAUUUAGCUGAUACACGUCUCGCCUGUCCAAUUGAUAGCGACGAUAAUUAUCAUACGAUUUUUGAAGAAUGUGAAUCCGGACGAUAUGUGCCAAGAUCAGCUUUCGUUGAUUUAGAACCUUCGGUAAUAGAUGAAAUACGUGGGGGUAUUUAUGGAAAUUUAUUUCACCCCGAUCGAAUGAUCACUGGCAAAGAAGAUGCCGCAAAUUUAUACGCCAGAGGACGCUAUUCAGUUGGCGGAAAAAUUAUUGAAAAUUUAAUGAAUGAAAUAAGAAGAAUUUCAGACAAAUGCAAUGCUGUAACAUGUUUUAUAUUAUUUCACUCAUUUGGCGGUGGAACUGGCUCCGGUUUAACAUCUUUACUAAUAAAUCAACUCACCGAAGUAUACGAAAAAACUACAAAAUUACAAUUCGUAAUUUAUCCUUCGCCCAGAAUAUCAACCACUGUGGUCGAGCCAUAUAAUUCCGUAUUAACAGCGCAUUCUACGAUAGAUCUCUCUGAUUGUUGUUUUAUGGUGGACAAUGAAGCACUUUAUGACAUAUUUGAAAAAAAAUUAGACAUCGAAUGGCCCAGUUACAUCAAUUUAAAUCGAUUAAUAGCUCAGGUAACUUCGUCUUUUACCGCAAGUAUGAGAUUCGAAGGAGCGAUGAAUAUAGAUUUGAAGGAAUUUCAAACGAAUUUAGUACCUUAUCCGCGCAUUCAUUUCCCCCUUAUUACGUACGCGCCGAUAAUAUCCGUUGUAAAAGCCGAUCGUCAAAAUAUGUCCGUUAAAGAAAUAACCGUAGAUUCUUUUCAACCUGGUAACCAAAUGGUAAAAUGCGAUCCAAGAAGAGGCAAAUAUAUGGCUUGCUGUAUGCUGUAUAGGGGAGAUGUAACCCCUAGAGACGUAAACGAUUCCAUACAAGUGAUUAAAACCAGAGAAAACAUUAAAUUUGUCAACUGGUGUCCUACCGGAUUCCAAGUUGGCAUUAAUUACCAGCCACCCGUCGUUGUACCAGGUGGAGAUUUCGCUAAAGUAAGACGAGCUGUAUGUAUGAUAGGAAACACAACAGCGAUAUCAGAAGCAUGGGCUAGGUUAAAUUAUAAAUUCGAUUUAAUGUUCGCCAAAAGAGCUUACGUUCAUUGGUACUUGGGAGAAGGAAUGGAAGAAACAGAAUUCGCUGAAGCUAGAACAGAUAUGGCCGAAUUAGAAAAAGAUUACGAAGAAGCAGGCAAAGACACGAAUUUAUCCGGCAGUACGACUAGUAUAGCACCGAUAACCUCGACCAAACAUCCGACAGUUGCCAAUACCUUGGGAUCGUUUCGAACAAGUAGCUCAUCGCCAUCUCCAACCAUAGGUGAUGCAGGCGACGACCAAGAAGGCGACAGUCAAAACGAUCAACAUCUAGCAUCAACUACUACAGCAUCCAAAGUUGUAUGGCAACCUCAAGAAUUCGACCAAUAUACUCAUUAUUGAUUCGAUAUUAUGGUAUUCCCUCCCCUUUUAAUCGAUAUUUUUAUCGUGUUGUCACAAUUAAAUGUUUUAAAAUUAAAAUGACUGAUUUUUCUCACCAAUCAUCGAGAAAUAAAAUGACAGCUUGGACUUCUUCCUGUACAUUUUUGGUAAAAAGUGUUAUUCUAAGCUUCUAGUAUAUUAUCUGUAAAUAAAUGUGAGCUUUGAAUGUCGUAAUUAUGAAAUGAA